Trichosurus vulpecula (common brushtail) is the source of this 3077-nucleotide messenger RNA. RefSeq names its product klotho (gene KL). The coding region runs from base 15 to 3077 and encodes 1020 amino acids. The transcript has 5 exons. Gene Ontology annotation, biological process: carbohydrate metabolic process. NCBI's taxonomy places the organism in Eukaryota, Metazoa, Chordata, Mammalia, Diprotodontia, Phalangeridae. The record is from RefSeq and is a predicted model, not a curated record. Gene Ontology annotation, molecular function: hydrolase activity, hydrolyzing O-glycosyl compounds.
AUCCUUCAGGUAACAUGAGCCCCCAGGUUCUGGCCGGGGCGGCCCCGCCGCGGCUGGCUCUGCCCCUGCACCUGCUGUGCCUGCUGUGCCUGCUGUGCGACCGCUGCCUGCGCGCUGAUCCCGGGGAUGGCGCACAGACUUGGGUCCGCUUCGCCCGCACUCCGUCGCCCGAGGCCGCGGGCUUCCUCCACGACACCUUCCCCGACGGCUUCCUCUGGGCAGUGGGCAGCGCUGCCUACCAGACGGAGGGCGGCUGGAGGCAGCAUGGCAAGGGCGCCUCUAUCUGGGACACCUUUACCCACCGCCCCUCUGCACCCCCGGUGGACCUCCUGCCCCAACUCGCAGCCCCAUCUCACUCCUGGCCCUCACAACCGUCUCUGCCGCCGGCUCCUCCCGGUCCCGCUACUGGGGACGUGGCCGGCGACAGUUACAACCAUAUCUUCCGCGACACCGAGGGGCUACGCGAGCUCGGGGUCACCCACUACCGCUUCUCCAUCUCGUGGGCUCGCGUGCUGCCCGGUGGUGGCGGCGUGGGCGCCGGGUCCCCCAACCUCGAGGGGCUGCGCUACUACCGGCGCCUGCUGGAGCGGCUGCGCCAACUCCGCGUGGAGCCCGUGGUCACCCUGUACCACUGGGACUUGCCGCAGCGCCUACAGGACAUCUACGGAGGCUGGGCCAACAGCACAGUGGCCGACUUCUUCAGGGACUAUGCCGAGCUCUGCUUCCGCCACUUUGGCGACCAGGUCAAGUACUGGAUCACCAUCGACAACCCCUACGUGGUGGCCUGGCACGGCUAUGCCACAGGGAGGCUUGCUCCUGGUGUGCGGGGCAACCGGCGGCUUGGCUACCAGGUGGCCCACAACCUGCUCCUGGCCCAUGCUAAAGUCUGGCAUCUCUACAAUACAUCUUUUCGUUCAACUCAAGGAGGACAAGUGUCUAUUGCACUUAGUUCCCACUGGAUCAGUCCCCGAAAGAUGACUGAACAUGAUUUAAAAGAAUGUCAAAAAUCUCUUGACUUUGUAUUGGGCUGGUUUGCUAAACCAAUUUUCAUUGAUGGUGACUACCCACAGAGCAUGAAGGAAAACCUUUCAUCUCUUUUGCCAAAUUUUACUGAAUCUGAGAAAAAUUUCAUCAAGGGAACAGCUGACUUUUUCGCACUUUCCUUUGGCCCAACCCUGAGUUUUCAGCUCUUGGACCCUCAUAUGAAGUUUCGACAAUUAGAAUCACCAAGUCUGAGGCAGCUCCUUUCCUGGAUAGACCUUGAAUAUAACCAUCCUCAGAUUUUCAUUGUGGAGAACGGCUGGUUUGUUUCAGGCACCACCAAGAGGGAUGAUGCCAAGUACAUGUAUUACCUCAAAAAGUUCAUUAUGGAAACUUUAAAAGCCAUCAAAUAUGAUGGAGUCGAAGUCAUUGGUUAUACUGUUUGGUCCCUCAUGGAUGGCUUUGAAUGGCACAGAGGAUACAGCAUUAGACGUGGAUUAUUUUACAUAGAUUUCCUAAGUCAUGAUAAGAAGCUGCUGCCAAAGUCUUCAGCCUUGUUUUACCAAAAGCUGAUAGAAAGAAAUGGCUUCCCUUCUUUACCAGAAAAUCUACCAAUAGAAGGGACAUUUCCUUGUGGCUUUGCUUGGGGAGUUGUUGACAACUACAUUCAAGUAGAUACAACUCCUUCCCAGUUUAACGAUCCAAAUGUUUAUGUCUGGGAUAUUCAUCAGAGUAAAAAGCUUAUUAAAGUUGAUGGGGUUGUGACUUCAAAAAGGAAGACUCAUUGUGUGGAUUUUGCUGCCAUCAGGCUCCAGAUUUCUCUGCUUCGGGAAAUACAUGUAACUCAUUUUUACUUCUCACUGCAGUGGGCCCAGAUUCUUCCUUUGGGGAACCAGUCUCAAGUCAAUCAUACAAUCUUACAUUAUUAUCGCUGUUUUGUAAGUGAACUCGUCCGUGUUAACAUAACACCUGUUGUUGCAUUAUGGCAACCAGCCCCUGACCAUCAAGGUCUUCCCCUUCUUUUAGCCAAACAUGGAGCCUGGGAGAACCCCCUAAUUGUCAAUUUUUUUGAAGAAUAUGCUAGGCUGUGUUUUAAAGAACUUGGCCAGUUUGUUAAGUUUUGGAUUACAAUGAAUGAACCUCAUAUACAGAAUAUGACGUAUAAUGCAGGACAUAAUCUUUUGAAGGCCCAUGCACAAGCUUGGCAUAUGUAUGAUCAGCAUUUUAGAAAAUCUCAGAAAGGCAAAAUAUCAAUUGCCUUACAGGCCGAUUGGGUCGAGCCAGCCUGCCCUUUCUCACAAAAAGAUAAAGAAGUAGCUGAGAGAGUUUUGGAAUUUGACAUUGGCUGGCUUGCUGAACCCAUCUUUGGCACUGGUGACUAUCCACAUGUUAUGAGAAAGUGGCUGAACCAAAGAAACAAUUUCUUUUUGCCUUAUUUCACUGAAAGUGAAAAGAAGCUAAUACAGGGAUCAUUUGAUUUUCUUGCUUUGAGUCAUUACACCACUAUCCUUGUGGACUCGGAAAAAGAGGAUCCAGCGAAAUAUAAUGACUAUCUAGAAGUACAAGAAAUGACAGACAGCACAUGGCUAAACUCACCAAGUAGGGUGGCUGUGGUACCCUGGGGAUUACGCAAGAUACUUAACUGGUUUAAGUCCAAGUAUGGAGACAUUCCUAUGUACAUAAUAGCUAAUGGAAUUGAUGAUGAUCCACAUGUGAUACAAGACAAGAUGAGGAUGUAUUAUAUACAGAAUUAUGUCAAUGAAGCUUUAAAAGCCCAUGCCUUGGACGGUGUCAGACUUUAUGGAUACUUUGUUUAUUCAUUUAAUGACCGAACUGCUCCCAAGUUUGGCCUCUACCGUUAUGCUGCCAAUCAGUUUGAGCCAAAACCUUCAAUGAAUCAUUACAGGAAAAUUAUUGACAACAAUGGUUUUCCCGGACCUGAAACUCUGAGAAGAUUUUGUCCAGAAGAAUUCGUCCUGUGCCCUGACUGUAAUUUUUUUCAGACUCGAAAGUCUUUAUUAGCAUUUAUAGCUUUUCUAUUUUUUGCAUUUAUUGCCAGUAUGUCCCUAAUUUUUUACUACUCUAGGAGAAGUUAA